Messenger RNA from Nematocida homosporus, 609 nucleotides. RefSeq lists its product as uncharacterized. The transcript has a single exon. NCBI's taxonomy places the organism in Eukaryota, Fungi, Microsporidia. The coding region runs from base 1 to 609 and encodes 202 amino acids. The record is from RefSeq and is a predicted model, not a curated record.
AUGCCUGCUUGGAGACAUAAACAGGUGGACAGUAAACAAACAAUGCAUACGUUCUUUGUCGGUGACUUGCACUUAUCGGCUGGUCAUAGGCGCUAUAUUAGUUACUUGCAGCAGUUACAAAGUGAAGGACGGGCUUAUGAUAAGACGGUGGUGGAUGGAUUGAUUGAACGAUUUAUUGAAGUGGCCAAUGAUAAUCAUCACAUUAAGGAAAUUUGUGCUAGAAGACGAGGCCUGGCACCAAGUGAGUUUGUUUCUAAGUCGCGGUUGCAGGCAGUGAUUGAUGCUAGUCGGGCUAUGGGUCAGGCAGAAGGCCGGGAGGAGUGUAUUGAAGAGAUCUUUGUUGGGGCUGUGCCUAAAGAGGAAAAAACGGCAUUGAAUCGGCAAUUGCUGCAAAUCAAAGAGGAGUUUUCGGCCUUAUCAGCCCACGCCUUGUCAGUGCUUUUGAUUAUAGCGGAAAUUGAGGAUGUUUUAGCCGAGGAACCAUUCAGCCUGGAAAAUGAAAAGAUUCGGGCGAGUGCGGUCCAAAGAAGAUCUGCCGGAAACAAGACCAUUGACUCUCCUGGGUCGGCCUCUGACUCAGUCUCCAAAUGUUCCGGUUCAAACGAGUAG